Molecule: messenger RNA, 2263 nt
Organism: Solenopsis invicta (red fire ant)
Lineage: Eukaryota; Metazoa; Arthropoda; Insecta; Hymenoptera; Formicidae
Exons: 6
Coding region: 732-1775 (347 amino acids)
Source: RefSeq, a predicted model, not a curated record
AAAAAAUCACGUAACGAGUCACGUAAUUAAUGAUAUAAAUCACGUAAUCAUGUGAUAACAUGAUUACAUGAUUUUAUAAUGUAAUUUUAACACGUGAUUUUUAAAAUUAUUAUAAAAAUAAUUAUGCAAUCAGUGCAAGCUUUUAUCUUAAAAUCAGCAAUCGAGUGCAUAUCUGUUUUCUAUAUGGUUAUGCCUCAAUUUAAUUUUACUUGAGAGAAGUUAACAAACAAUAAUAAUGGCUUUAAUCAAAUAAAAUCAUUUUUAAUCAUAACAAAUCUGAUAAUUGCACAUAUGCAGUCACGAAAAAUCAUUAUGUAAUCAGAUGAAAUCAUUUGCAAUCAGAUGAAAUCACUAUGAAAUCCUUAUGAAAUCAAGUCAGUUUUUAUUAAGGGCAAAGUCAGUAUUGGAUAGAAAGCAAACUCUGUUAGAGUCUUUUCUUUUAACCUUGAACCGAAGAAUAUGUAGACGGCUUCAAGGAACGUAAUUGUUUAAAUCGGCGUCUUGUAAAAGUACAAUACUGCAGUGUUAAUUUAAUAAUUGCUUCCAUUUUCAGUAUUGUGGACGAGAGAGAGAGAGAGAGAGAGAGAGAGACAAACCGGAGUAAAAUAACAAAUGUGUGUAUUGGGAAACCGGAGCACGUGGCGGUGUCGAGUCGCGGCGGUACCGAGUCAACUAUAAAUGGUGUGGUACGUUGUUAUUGGCGACGAGUGGUGCUCUGUUAUUCCCGACUCAUGGGUCUUCGAAAGCGAUUCAGUGAUUUGGUGGCCACCGAAAGGUAUCACUGUCACCACAGCAAUAUCAAAGGAAAUACAGUCCAACGAUACAUGGAGUCUAACUCCAAACAAACAGUUGAUUGGCCCAUUGUUUUUGUAGAGGAUAUUGGGAAAAUAUUUACAUUUCAAUUAACAGAAGUAGAAGCUGCAAGAGCAACUACAGAUAGUGUUUUUAUAUUAGACUUAGUUAAUAAAGAGUAUGCAAGGCAGAAGAAAACACAAAUUAGCAAGACCAAUGAGAGACUUGACCUUUGUAAUACAUUUAUGGAAAAAGAUUUAUCUCCUGUCCCGUGCUCAUCUAUCUCAGAGGUAAAUGAUUCUCUGGACAUCACAUCUGCACAAUCAGAUACCGUAUACUCAGUACCGCACACUUCAACACAAAAUGUUGAAGAGUCAACUGAUAAUGAAAAAACUUUAUUUAUAUGGUCAUCAAAGACUGUAUACUUACUCCUGGAGAAAUAUGAGGAACGAAUGAACGAAUUCUCUUCGGGAACAAAACGUCAUUCUAAAAUCUGGGAAAAUAUUGCAAGCGAGAUGAAUAAAGUUGAUCCAAAUAUUGCAGUAUCAGGACCACAAUGUCAGUCAAAAAUGAAUAGCAUAAAAAAAAUAUAUAGAAAAAUCAUAGACCACAAUAAUAUAUCUGGAAAUGAUCGAAAGUCAUGGCAAUAUUUUGAGAGAAUGAAUGAAUUAUUUGGAAAAUCAGGAUGGGCAAAUCCGAAAGCAACAGUAUCAGAUUCUGGACCUUCAUCUCUUGCAAAUUCAACAGAUGAAAAUAGCAAUAUCAAGAAACCUGCCAUUAAAAAAUUAAAAUCUGAUAAACUUUUAGAUGAAUUUGUGAAACAAAUGAAAGAAGACAGACAGGAGAGAGAGAAGAAAAAAGAGGAAAGGCAAUUAAUUAUAUUGCAAGAACUAAAAGAACAAAAAGAAAAGCAGCAUAAAGAGAAAAUGGAUAUAAUGAAAACAUUCUGCGAAGCUAUUUCAGGCAAAAAAUUAUUUGACUAACUAUUUUUACAUGAAAGAUUUGAGUUCCUAUAUUGUGUGCAAUUUUUAAGUUAACUUUAUUGUAUUCAAAAUAUUUAUUUUUAGUCACUUUCUUCAUUUAUUUUCAUUUUAUAUUUUAUGUAUUUCUUGCUACUUACCAUUGUACUUACUGUGAUUUUAUUAAUUAUUCUGCGUUUUAAAAUAGAUAUGACAAUUGUGAUAUUGGUUUAAGCAUAAUAUCUAUGAACUUUAUUUUUUUUUAUGUAUGUUGUUUAAACAUAAUAUCUAUGUAUUUUAAUUUUUUUUUUAUGUAUUUUUAUGUUUAAGUAUAAAGGUAUACUAGGAUAGGUGCACACAACAAUAAAAAAAUGUAAAGACUGAUUCAAAUUAAUUUGCAUACAUUUAUUCAUUUUUAUAAAGAUUUAGUUGAUGAGGAAAUAGUUUAUAAGAGUUAAUACAUUAAAAAGAUUUUAUAAAUUACGCAAAUACACGUUCAUUAUCUCUCAUUA